AUGGACAACCAAACCGACCCUCCCAGCACCACAGCAGAAAGCACAUCAUCCUCUCUUGGAAUCUUGUUCGUCCCAGGCACCCGCCGAGAUUACCCUACUAGGGUGGCUAUAAAUCGUCACAUCAACCAAUAUGUCCGCAUGAAGAGGAGAAAGACGAAGGAGGAAAGCUUAGAAGCAACACAAAACUUCCAAUCUGGCGGGAGUUCUAGACGAGAUUCGCCGGUAGAAAGCCUCGCAGUUGUCAAAAAGGAUGCUAGGCGACGCGGUCAUUGGAAACAGCCUGAUCCAUCUCUGGGAUUGUAUCGGUUGGGAACAUGGCAUCUCGUUUCCGAGCACCUGGAAGAACCUAUUUCCCAGAAGCUUUUCCAUUAUGCUACAAAAGUCUUUUGGCCUGAGUUUGACCCGGGGGCGGACCCUGCGGACAGCCCAUUCGUUGCCAAUUCCUGGGUUGCUCACAUAGCCGAGGAGCCCCUCUUGAUACAUGCCUUCCUGUGGGCCGCAUCACUGCAUUUGAACAUCCGGAGCCGGACUGUGACCAGAGCUCGCGGCAUCCUGAAGCAUGGUGACCUUCUCAUCCAGGGCUUGACGGCCGAGCUUUCCACUCCAGCGAGAGCCACUCGCGAUGCAGUGUUGCUAGCGAUACUAUCCUUGCAUCCGCAAGUGGAUUCUGCCACUGUCGCCAGCAGGUUUUCGAUUGAAGGAUUUUCCCCUCCCCUAAGAGACCUUCAAUCAAUAGACGUGUACACCAGACUGCCGUUUGUCCCCAGUCACGGUGCCGCUUUGGUCAAUUUCAUCAAAUUGCGCGGUGGUCUUGACAAACUAAACAUGCCAGGCUUGGGCUCUUUGAUGCAGUACACCGAUAUCCUGAGCUCUACCAUGCACCUUCAGCCGCCUCAGUUCCCAUUGGGCCACCUCUACGAGCUCGCACUCCUUGGGGAAGUUGUGUCCUCGAACUUUCGUCAAGGGGGUCAUGUUCGGGAGGAGUCGACCGUGGGUAUCCAGAGCUUGAUACAUCUUGGGCUCAGUGGAUCUGUCCUCCAGGUCUUGUUCGACAUGCGGCAACUCACUAGUCUGAUCACCCGGUACUGUGACAAUGACAAGACGCUGGACUUGGCUCGCCUAGCUGUACACCGCAACUCAGUGCAGCACCGCCUCCUGUCCACAAUCGCAGAGUUCCCACGUUCGCGCGCGCAGUCCAGCAGAAGAUUAUCAAAUCAAGUAACCGCCAUUGUACAAAGUGUUUUGCUAGCUUUUGGGCUGGGGGUGACAUUUCCAACAGCGUAUGUUGAGCCCCACGAAACUAUCGCCUCUCAGCUAAAGUUGAUGCUGACCACGUGGCGGCACUUCCCCGGUCUUGAGCUCUGCAGGGAUUUGAUCACCUGGGCCUGUUUUGUCGGGGCUCUGAUCUCCACGGGAACGUCCAACGAGGCCAUGGUUUCGUGGUUCGUCGGUGAGUUGAUCGAACUAGAGCUGCUGCAUGCUCGGGGCGCGAAAUCUCAGCCUUUCGCAGCGCUCUACUGCAGGUCAUGGGAGAGCAUCAAGCCGAUACUGGAACAGUUUGUAUGGUUAGGACCAGCAUGCGAUUAUGGUUCUAUCCUGAUAUGGAAUAGAGUACAGGAGGCUUUGGAACGGAAAACGGUCCUUCGGACGAUGCCGUUCAAUAGAGACUGGCACUCACUUGAAGGUGCGGCUCUGUAUUAA
Exophiala spinifera is the source of this 1701-nucleotide messenger RNA. RefSeq lists its product as uncharacterized. The record is from RefSeq and is a predicted model, not a curated record. Bases 1 to 1701 code for a protein of 566 amino acids. The transcript has a single exon. NCBI's taxonomy places the organism in Eukaryota, Fungi, Ascomycota, Eurotiomycetes, Chaetothyriales, Herpotrichiellaceae.